GCGGGGCGCGCAGCCGCAGCGAGGGGUUUUCAAACGCUUUUUGAUUUCGGGAGGCUGUUUGUGUUUUUUUGUCUUGAUAAAAAAUAAAAAAAAAGUUGGUUUAUCCCGCGUUUUAUCCCAAGCCUCCGCCAAGGUGUUUGUGAGAUGUCGUCUCUAGAUGAAGGGCUGCAGGCGCUGGAGGAGGUGCACGGUGCUCUGGUCAGCAUCAUUUCCAACGACUCGGCUGAGACUCUGAGGAAAGUCGCGGAUAAACAGCGCCUGAUCUGGGAGCACUUCGACCAGACGGAGAAGACCGCGUCCCAGCUUGUUUCUGAGCUGCUGCAGGCGGAGGCUAGCGUUGCUCAGAAGCUGAUCGAUGCGGAGGAGGAGAAGAACAGGGGUCUCAGAGAGCUGGAGAGACUGGAGGAGGAGCUGCUGGAGGCGGCAUCCCGCAACCACAAACUCACGCAGGAAGUGGAUUUUCUCCAGAAGGAGCUGGAAGCGUUGAAAGAGACGGAGAAGGAAAUGCAGCGCCUUCAGGAAGAGAUCGACGAAGACACCACCGUGGUCAUCCCGUCCGCAGUAUACAAGGCACAGCUUUACCACAAGGUGACAAAGAUCAAGUGGGAUUAUGGGGCUGAGCCUCACAUUCUCAGAGGAGUUCACUAUGGAGCAGACAUUGCAACCCCUAUCAACAUUGACACCAGCCAGCAGUCAGAGACCUUUAUCAGCAAUUACCUGUGGAGUUUGGUCAGCACAGAGUGGUAGAACGGGGGGGGGGACGCUUACCGGUUCAUUAUCUGCUAGAUGUUUGCUUUGUGGUGUUGUAUUUUUCCUUUAUAUAUAUUUGUUGUAAUAAAGUUGCAGGUUUGUGUCUUCUGAACCGUUGUGUAUGCAAUUGUGUUUGAGUGAAGCACUCCUGCAGAGAGAGACUUGUGCAAGCGCCCCAUCUCCUUAAACGAGGUCCACCGUGCAAGAAUUCAACUCCCCCUCACAGAGAGAUGAGAAGCGUUGCAAUAAGAAUUGUUCUCUGAAAGUUAUCUUGCAAUAAACAAACACAUUUAAUGUAUAUAUAUAUAUAUAUUUUUUUUUUACAAUUUUACAGAGCGGUUUCAUUCAACAGUUUUUUUUCUUUGUUUUUGUAACCGGCUGUAAACUUCAGAUUCUUCAACCAGCAAAAUACUUUCUAAAGCCACUGCUUGCCCAAGCACCAAGGGGAAGAGUGACCAAACAAACCCACAGUUUGUAAAAAGGUUAUUUAAAUAACCUGCAUGCUGGAUUAGAUCAACAAAAAAAAAAAAAAAGAACCCGGUUUCGUUUUUUUUGAUUCCUGUUCAU
Molecule: messenger RNA, 1317 nt
Organism: Polyodon spathula (Mississippi paddlefish)
Lineage: Eukaryota; Metazoa; Chordata; Actinopteri; Acipenseriformes; Polyodontidae
Gene: spc24
Product: SPC24 component of NDC80 kinetochore complex
Exons: 6
Coding region: 145-747 (200 amino acids)
Source: RefSeq, a predicted model, not a curated record